GAGCCGUGAUGUGAAGAGAGUAGUCAGCAGUCCCAGACUAUUGCACCUGGCUGUUCGUGUUGAGUUCAGAGAAGAUGAGAGUUGGAGUGUUGUGGCUCAUCUCUGUCUUCACUGUCAUUGAGGGCUAUGAUAGCCUUCUGGGGAGAAAUGAUGGCAUCAAAACAAAAAGAGAACUCAUUGUGAAUAAGAAUAAGCAUGUAGGUCCAGUCCAGGAAUAUGAGCUACUGCUUCAGGUGACUUAUAGAGAUCCCAAAGAGAAAAGAGAUCUGAAGAGUUUUCUGAAGCUCUUGAAGCCUCCAUUAUUGUGGUCACCUGGGCCAAUGAAGAUUAUCAGAGCAAAGGCUACCACAUCCUGCAGUAGCCGGAAUGGGGUCUUUUGGUGUGCCUGUGAAGAUGACUACACCUGGUUCCCACCCUCAUGUCUUCAUCCCCAGAAGUGCUACCUUCACACAAUUGGCUCACUUCCAAGCUGUGAAUGUCAUCUCAACAACCUGAACCAGAGUGUCAAUUUCUGCGAGAGAACAAAGGUUUGGGGCACUUUCAAAAUUAAUGAAGGGUUUAUAAAUGACCUUUUGAAUUCAUCUUCUGCUCAAUACGCCAAAUAUGCAACUGGAAUUGAAAUUCAACUUAAAAAAGUAUACAAAAGAAUUCAAGGUUUUGAGUCGAUUCAGGUCACUCAAUUUCGGAAAGGAAGCAUCAUUACUGGGUAUGAAGUUGUUGGUUCCAGCAGUGCAUCUGAACUGCUGACAGCCAUUGAACAGGUGGCAGAGAUGGCCAAGGAGGCCCUUCACAAGCUGUUUCCUCUAGAAGACAGCUCUUUCAGAGUGUUUGAAAAAGCCCAAUGUAACAGCCUUUUCUUUGGAUUUGGAAAUAAAAAUGAUGAAUAUACAUUGCCCUGUAGUAGUGGUUACACUGGAAACAUUACAGCUAGGUGCCAGUCCUUUGGAUGGCAGAUCAUCAGAGAGACUUGCCUGCUUCCUCAGCUGGAAGAACUGAAGAAGAGUUUCAGUAUAAUAGUAGGCAAUGCCACUGAGGCAGCUGUGUCAUCCUUGGUACGAAAUCUCUCAGUCAUCAUUCGGCAAAGCCCAUCAACCACGGCUGGGAACCUGGCUUCAGUGGUGUCAAUUCUGGGCAAUAUUUCAUCCCUGUCACUGGCAAGCCAUCUCAGGGUAUCCAAUUCAACAAUGGAGGAUGUCAUCAAUAUAGCUGACCAUAUCCUCGAUUCAGCUUCAGUAGCCAAUUGGACUGUCUUACUGCAGGAAGAACAGCACGCCAGCUCACGGUUGCUGGAGUCAUUGGAAAACAUCAGCAUUCUGGUGCCUCCAACAGCUCUGCCUGUGAAUUUUUCACGGAAAUUCAUUAACUGGAAAGGGAUUCCCAUGACUGAAAGCCAACCCCAAGAGGGCUACAACUAUCAGAUUGAAAUGGUCCCCCCAAAUACCUCUAUUCCCAUCAGAGGCCGUGUGUUAAUUGGGUCAGACCAAUUCCAGAGUUCUCUUCCAGAAACUAUUGUCAGCAUGGCUUCUUUGACUCUGGGGAACAUUCUACCUAUUUCCAAAAAUGAAAAUGUUUGGGUCAAUGGGCCCGUGAUAUCCACGGUUAUCCAAAACUAUUCUAUAAAUGAAAUCUUCCUGAAUUUUUCCAAGAUAGAGUCAAACCUGAGCCAGCCUCGUUGUGUGUUUUGGGAUUUCAGUCAUUUGCAGUGGAACAAUGCAGGCUGUCACCUAGUGAGUGAAACUCCAGACACUGUGAUGUGCCGAUGCACUCACCUGACCUCCUUUUCCAUGCUGAUGUCACCCUUUGUCCCCCCUCCGAUCAUCCCAGUUGUGAAAUGGAUCACUUAUGUAGGACUGGGUAUCUCCACUGGAAGUCUCAUCUUAUGCCUGAUCGUCGAGGCUCUGUUAUGGAAGCAGAUCAGGAAAAGCCAAACCUCACACACACGUCAUAUCUGCAUGGUGAACAUAGCCCUGUCCCUCUUGAUUGCUGAUGUUUGGUUUAUUGUUGGUGCCACUGUGGACACCACGGUAGACCCUCCUGGGGUCUGCAUAGCUGCUGUGUUCUUUACACACUUAUUCUACCUCUCUUUGUUCUUCUGGAUGUUGACGCUUGGUAUCCUGCUGGCCUAUCGGAUCAUUCUAGUGUUCCACCACAUGACCCGGCCUUUGAUGAUGGCUGUCGGGUUCUGCCUGGGCUAUGGGUGCCCUCUCAUUAUAUCUGUCAUUACCAUUGCAGUCACACAACCCAGCAAUAGCUACAAAAGGAAAGGUGUGUGUUGGCUUAACUGGUCCAGUGGGAGCAAACCUCUCUUGGCUUUUGUUGUCCCUGCACUGACUAUUGUGGCUGUGAAUCUUAUCGUGGUGCUGCUAGUUCUCAUGAAGCUCUGGCGACCAGCUGUUGGAGAAACACUGACCCGGGAUGACAAGGCCACUAUCGUCCGCAUGGGAAAGAGCCUCCUCAUUCUGACCCCUCUGCUGGGUCUUACCUGGGGCUUUGGUAUAGGCACAAUGGUGGACAGUCAGAAUCUGGUGUGGCAUGUUAUUUUUGCCCUACUCAAUGCAUUCCAGGGGCUUUUCAUCUUAUGUUUUGGAAUACUCUUGGAUAGCAAGCUGCGACAAUUUCUGUUCAACAAGUUGUCUCUCUUGAGUUCUUGGAAGCAAACAUCAAAGCAAAAUUCAUCAGAUUUAUCUGCCAAACUCAAAUUCUCAAAGCCUUGCAACCCACUGCAAAACAAAGGCAGUUAUGCUUUUUCUCAAACUGGAGAAUCCUCUAACAACAUCAGGCUAACUCACUUUUUAUCAACUGAAUAAGGCCAGGAACCAUAAAACCGAGGAAAAAAAUGGAACAACUUGACAUUUAGAGCUAAAUGUCAGUGAAGAAAUUAUGCUCAGUAUUAGAUGGAAUUUCCUGAUUUAGGAGUCUGGGAAUACACCAAGGAGGUCUCAGCAGCUUCA
This is a messenger RNA of Carlito syrichta (Philippine tarsier), 2951 nucleotides long. RefSeq names its product adhesion G protein-coupled receptor F1 (gene ADGRF1). Gene Ontology annotation, cellular component: plasma membrane. Lineage: Eukaryota; Metazoa; Chordata; Mammalia; Primates; Tarsiidae. The record is from RefSeq and is a predicted model, not a curated record. Gene Ontology annotation, biological process: synapse assembly; cell surface receptor signaling pathway; neuron projection development. The coding region runs from base 75 to 2807 and encodes 910 amino acids. Gene Ontology annotation, molecular function: G protein-coupled receptor activity. The transcript is spliced from 15 exons.